AUGUGGCUGAUGAGAAACAUUGACUUCCAGGCGGUGGUGCAGCCCAUGCUGGCCGAGGCCGACAUCGCCACCACCGUCUUCAUCACCGAGAGACCCCACCAUGCACAUGAGAAGGUACGGGAUGAAGACCUGUCGCAGUGGGACACGCUGGUGGUCAUGGCCGGGGACGGGCUGCUGUAUGAGGUGGUGAAUGGGCUCAUGGAGCGGCCGGACGGGGAGGACAUCAUGAAGAAGCCGCUGUGCAUCCUGCCGGGGGGCUCCGGGAACGCCCUGGCCGCCUCCAUCAACCACUACGCAGGCAACGAUCACGUCGCCAAGAAGAAGCUGCUGACGAACUGCGCCUUCAUCCUGUGCAAGGGGCUGCACACGCAGAUGGACCUGGUGUCGCUGAGCACGGCCUCGGGCAAGCGCCUCUUCUCCUUCCUCGGCUUCGGCUGGGGCUUCAUCUCGGACGUGGACAUCGACAGCGAGAAGUACCGCCGGCUGGGCAACGCCCGCUUCACCCUGGGCACCCUCCAGUGCCUGGCCAAGCUUUGCUGGAAGAGUAACAGCACAGGAACGGUCACAAACCGCUGCUGCUACUACAACAGGACCUCGUCACGACACGACAGCUCCUUUCCCUUGGGUGACCCUGGCUCAAACAGCUCCGAAAUACCCAUCUACAGCCGAAUGACGGAGAAGCAGCAGCCGUGCCAGGUUCACCAUCCAGACUAG
Molecule: messenger RNA, 714 nt
Organism: Pygoscelis adeliae (Adelie penguin)
Lineage: Eukaryota; Metazoa; Chordata; Aves; Sphenisciformes; Spheniscidae
Gene: SPHK1
Product: sphingosine kinase 1
Exons: 6
Coding region: 1-714 (237 amino acids)
Biological process (GO): cellular response to growth factor stimulus; sphingosine biosynthetic process; negative regulation of apoptotic process
Cellular component (GO): cytoplasm; intracellular membrane-bounded organelle; membrane
Source: RefSeq, a predicted model, not a curated record